This is a messenger RNA of Diaporthe batatas, 816 nucleotides long. RefSeq lists its product as uncharacterized. The record is from RefSeq and is a predicted model, not a curated record. Lineage: Eukaryota; Fungi; Ascomycota; Sordariomycetes; Diaporthales; Diaporthaceae. Gene Ontology annotation, molecular function: acyltransferase activity, transferring groups other than amino-acyl groups. The transcript is spliced from 2 exons. Bases 1 to 816 code for a protein of 271 amino acids.
AUGGCCUCUGAUUUCUCCUACACAUUUUUUCGCGUUUCGCAGACUGACCAAGUAAAGACUUCGGCUAGUCAGUAUCGCAAUCUUCGCCUCAAAGCUCUGAAAACAUCUCCCGACUCAUUUUCUUCGACAUACGAAAUCGAAGCAGCCUUCAACGACGAGGUUUGGGAACAUCGUCUUUGCGAGAAGGGUAAAGAAACGUUCAUUUGCUCCGCGUCUCAUAAUACCUCGGGGGACACCGAAUGGGUUGGGCAAUUAACGCUACGAGGCCCUCUCAGCCGGGCUGAGUACGAUUUGCCAAACGAGUCAGGCCAACCGCCCGCGGACCAAGACAUGCAUGCAGAGCUCUGGCAGAUGUUGAGCUUGUUCAACCUUCCGGACCAUCGGGGCCGCGGGCUAGGGAAAAAGCUUUGCCAGGAGGCAUUGCUCUACCUAGAGAACGAGAGAACUGCUUCAAGUCUGGUUGUCCGACUCAUGGUGAAGCCGCAGAACACGGCCACGGUGCAUCUAUACCAGGGUCUUGGGUUCAAGGACGCUGGCCGGUGCACGCUGGCAGAAGCGCUUUUGGCAAACGGCGAUUCCAACCUCUUGCCCAAAGAUUACUCCACUCGAAGCGAGUACACUACUCGUUCAGGAUUGAUCAUGACACGCCGGAUAGGGAAUCACGGCUCCCCCAAAAGUCCGAACGGCUGUGAAGCCGGCCAAAGCCGAGGCCGGAUAGUUCGUAAAAAUAUUCAAGAUGUACACUUGAAGGUGAUUCUGUUCGUAAGCAUCGCGUCAGCAACUUUGAACAAGUUCAGAAGACAUACGCUCGUCUAG